This is a messenger RNA of Strongylus vulgaris, 261 nucleotides long. NCBI's taxonomy places the organism in Eukaryota, Metazoa, Nematoda, Chromadorea, Rhabditida, Strongylidae. The record is from the annotation of a GenBank genome assembly.
AUGCGUGGAGCAAACGCACAAGGAGUCGCACCGUCAAGCCCACAGCAGUGCUCGAAGAGACCACCAUUUAGGGCUGGUGUGGCACCGAUGCGGCCUGGGUUUGGCAACCCUGAAAGGCAGAAAGAACAGGAAAUGAACGCAUGGUUACGUAGAAAAGAUUACAAUCCCAUGAAAGCGGCUGCUGAGGCAAGAAAAGCGAGGGAAUUGAAGGCCAGGUACAGUGCUUUGAGAGGAUUACUUCAUUCUAAUAUCACUACUUGA